Messenger RNA from Phlebotomus papatasi, 6972 nucleotides. It is a transcript of the gene Rtnl1, whose product is annotated as reticulon-1-A. The record is from RefSeq and is a predicted model, not a curated record. NCBI's taxonomy places the organism in Eukaryota, Metazoa, Arthropoda, Insecta, Diptera, Psychodidae. The coding region runs from base 3213 to 3791 and encodes 192 amino acids. The transcript has 5 exons.
ACCUAGUCAUCACAAAAGCUAAAACUUCACGAAAUUUCGUGAGAAAAACACCUGUCCAAAAUAAGAAUCAUCACCUCACUGGUGAAUGUCUUAAAAAAUUUCCCAUUUUUCACACGAAAAAUAUAAUUCAAAAGGCAAAUCUCACUUCAGGUCAAAUGUACAAAUCAUCAGUAACGUGAAUCAACACAAUAUUCAAUGAAUAUUCAAUAAUAUCACUCAAAAACAGCGAACAAACUUUGUUAGUACUUCACCAAAACUAAAUAAGACUGAAGUAAGCCACGAAGUUCUGUCAUAUUUCUCGUAAGCAAUUGCUCACACUGAAUUUUCAACAAAGCAAUUUUAACUCAAAUCAUAUUCAAAAUUUAACGUAUUUAGUGUUAAAAUCUUCCAAAAAGAACAAAUAUUUAGAUAGAAUUCAUUUUUCAUCAAAUAUUGGAAUAAAAAUCCAUCAUUUUAAUCAAUUUAUUUUUAGUGUCCAAUGUUAUCCUCAAAGUGUCCAAAAUAAGAAACUGUCCAAAAUUAUGAGCACUUACCCUAUUAAUCGAUUUUACUGAACUUUCUUUUUCUCUUGUUGGUCUUCUGUACUCCAGCUAUUUAAAAUGGAAAACGACCAGUGAUAAGCCCUGAUAAGCUUAUGGUAGCUAAGAUUCUUAACAGGUGACCUCAAAAUACAUGCAACUCGGAAUGCGUAAAAAUUCGAUUUUGAUUUGAAUUUUGAGUGUAAAGAAUCGCGUCGAGUUAACUGUUGUAGUCGGUCGAAAUGGAUAAAAUUGGCUCGACGCGAUUUUUACCCCCAAAAUUUAACUCAAUUGAAUUUUACCGCGUUCUGAGUUACAAUAACUCUGUUACCAUAAGUUUAUCUAGGGUUAUCACUGAUUUUUCCCAAUAAAAUUCAUGUGUUCCUUAUGCCUCUGGCACAUCGGUAAAAUUUCAUAUAAUUAAAUUUCCCAUCCUUUUCUAUCUAAAAAUAUUCACAUAAGUGAACACUAACGUGGGUUGAACUAAAUAGGGUAAAGUGGGUACAAGUUGGACAAUUUGUCGGCAGUUGGACAGGGAUUUUUUCUUGAUAAAUACAGUACUAAAUCUUUUUAAGCACAAGGAACCAAAUUAUAAAAAUUACGAAUUGAAAAUACACAAAUAAAAAUGAAUUACUAAAUUUAUUAAGAAGAAAAUCCCUGUUCAACUUGUACCAUUGUCCAACUUGUACCACACCCUAGUACAUGUCAUCUGUAAUCACAAAUUGAUGUUUAAAAGAAGAAGAAGGGUGCGAAAGAGUAGGAUAGGUAAAUAGAGAAGUUUUGGGGAAGAAAGGAAUGUGGAUUGUGACUUUAUGAAAUUUUCCGGAUCUAAAAGGUGUGCUGUGUGACCAUUAGGAACAAUAUUUUUUAAUUGAUCAUUCUUUGUUUCAUUGCAUACUCCUAUCACAGAUUCCUACUCUAUGAAAGUCAUUUUAUUGCAAUUAUACUUUGCUACCCAAAGUUCUAAACAUGGCGGCUGUUUCUGGUUUUUUUUUGUACGAUUUGAAAUUGUGUUAAGUAGUUAAUGACAUAUCCAACGUCAAUUUCUGACAGAACUUCUUUCACUUUUAUGGACUUUGUCCCAAUUAAUGUUAUAAUCCUUAUUAGUACUUUGUUCUCUCAAAGGUAGUUUACGUAUCUUGUGGAUUUUCAUUUAUAUCAUUGUCUUGAUCGUCUUGGCAAUGUUUAUAAUUUGGUUAAAAUUUAGUUUCUCAACUAUAUUUUCCGUUAAAUUAAUUUAAAUUCAAAAUUCAACGUUUUUUUUAAUUCCUGAUGGAAAGAGCUGAACUGGAAUACUGUAGAGUAUUCCAUAGGCCAUCGCUCUAUAGUCCACAAUUUAUCAACCGUUGAUUUCAAAACACUGAUUUUAAGUUAGGUUAUGUUUUUUUUAGUACGCGACAUGCAAUGUUGUCAUAAUUAUUUUAAUAUUUUUGGCAAAUUUUAUUGAGUAGUUGUGAUAAUUGUGAUCCAUAAUGAAGAAAGCGAGGACAAGUACCACAAUCGCAAAGAAAGUGGAAGUCGUCGAGCAAUUUCAAUACUAAAAGUCGUUGAUAAUUUUAAAUGUCAUUUUUUAGUGCGACCCAAAUGUCAAAUCUGGAACCAAAUAUGGACUAUAACGAGGCUCUACUGUACUUUCGAAGACAUUCAAUCAAUUCUUUUUUUUUCUUUUUUUUUUGUUAAAAACAAUUAUUUUUAAUAUUUAUAACGCGGUAGUAAACCCUUAAUUCUGUUUACUGUUCAUCCCAAGAAAAGACAAAAAAAAAGUGUUACAAAUAAAAGGAAUUUUGCAAUCCAAUUUUUUCACACUUGCGUUAGAAAGUUCAUAAAUUAGAGACAGACAAAAAUAAAGUCAAAGAGUGGAAAAAUGUAAAAGAGAGUGAAUUCAGAGAGAGUUUUCUUAAUUUUUCUUCGAGUAUUUGAAUCAAAAAUGUCUGAUAUUUCACACAAAUUUCCACCACAAUGAGACAAAUUUGAACACUGUGUAAAGUCUUUUGCUUUUGAGAAUUGAAAGAUCAACCAAAGAAGAGUUUGAGGGGGGUAAAAUUUAUUUUUAUUCACAAGAGCAUACACUUAGGAAAAUGCGUGUGUGAGAGAGAAAGACUGGCAUUUUCCUGGUGGUUGAGACGAGAGAGAUUUUGGGAGAAUUUUCCGUAAAAUGUUGCCUGAAUGGCAAAACUCUUUGAAAGUUGCCACAAAUACACCUUCUCUUGUGCAAAAUGAUGAAUUUUCAACAGUUAAAUAUUUAUCUGCGUGUGUGAAAAUUAGUUUUCUCUCUUUCACGCGGGAUAAGAAUAAUAAUAAAAAAAUAAAAGAUUCCCAUACAGUUUCCAAUAAAUUUUCUCUUGUGACAUAAUAUCGUUUUGGUGAGAGAUAGAGUUUUUCUUUGGUGGAUUCUGUGAGAGUGAGAAAAUCCACCCAAAAGAAUUAUUUUUCUUUCGGAGAGAAGACAAUUAAAUUGAAAAUUUUCGCAUAAAAAAGUGCCUUGAGAGAGAAUAUAGCACAAAUUCAUCUUCUUUCGUCAUUUUUUGGUGUUUUUCUUUUCGGUGAAAAAUAUUAUACUGUAUUUGAAAGUGAAUUUUUUGACACAAAUUCAGACGGAAAAACUAUUACUGUCCUGCGCACAAGAUCAACAUUUUCUCUUGGCAUUUGAGGAAAAUUUUGUGACCCGGAACAAUAUUGGAAAAAUCUCCUAAAAUGGAAUCCCUGAUUUACUGGCGUGAUCCGAAGAAGUCUGGUGCUGUCUUCGGAGCCGGAUUGGCUGUUCUUCUGGCCAUGGUCUGCUUCUCUGUUAUCAGUGUCUUCGCCUACCUUUCGCUGACCAUUCUCCUGGGCACCAUUGUCUUCACAAUCUACAAGAAUGUCCUGCAAGCCGUUCAGAAGACAUCAGAAGGACAUCCCUUCAAGAACUUCUUAGAAACCGACCUGACUCUGCCACAGGACAAGGUUCAGCAGGCUGUUAAUGUAGGUGUGACGCAUGUGAAUUCAGUGAUUGUGGAACUCCGUCGCCUCUUCCUGGUUGAAGAUCUCGUGGAUUCGAUUAAGUUUGCUCUGCUUCUCUGGUGUCUUACUUACGUUGGAUCCUGGUUCAAUGGAAUGUCCAUUGUGAUCAUCUCUUUUGUGGCAUUGUUCACUCUGCCGAAAGUUUAUGAAAACAACAAGCAAUCUAUUGACGCUUAUCUGGAUCUAGUCAGGAGUAAAGUGAUAGAAAUCACCGACAAGGCUAAGGCAGCUGUCCCGAUUGGCAAGAAAACUGAGAGUGAUAAAGAUAAGUAAAAGAUAUAUCAAUGCAAUUUCUUUUAAAAAAAAAAAAACAAAAGAAAAAAACAAUCUCUCGCGUCUUUGCUUUUCUCAAGAGAAGUCACGAUGAAAAGAAUAUACACCAUAAUUAUUCUGACGUAUUUUUUGUUUGUUUAGAAAACUGGUAAAAAGCGCGAAACACUGAGAGAAAUAUUUGCUGGUAUUUCUCCGAAUAAAAAUUCACUGUUGCGAAAAUUUCAUUUUUGAAGUCAUUAUAAAUUUUUGAAGUAACGAUUUUUUUGUUAGUAUGAAAAUUUAAUUGUUAGAGAGCAUCUUAUAGAAAUCAUAUAAUAUCAGAUACGGAAUAAAUUCUUAGGGAGAUUCUUAAAUUUAUCAGAAAAAAAAACAUAAAUCUUGAGAAAUAUAUAAUGAAGAAUAAAAAAAAAACAGUAAAAGUAAAAAUAUUUAUGGUAUAUAAAUUAAAUUAAUUGAAAUAUAUUUAUGUUACAAAGUCGACUCACAUUUUAAUAGUAAUUGUAAUUGAAGAUGAAAAAAAUUAUAACUGAUAUUAAUUGUAAAUAUACAAUAAAAUGAUGAAGAAAAACUUUCUUGAAAGCGAAAAAGAAAUAUUUACCGAGAGAUAAAUUUGUAAAUAUAAUUUUUUUCUAGUAUUUUUGUCCUCCUUUUUCCUUCAUAUCUUCUUUUUCUAGGACUCUAAAGUUACAUUUGCAGUAGAUAAAGAUAAAAAAGUAAACUUUUCUGUUAUUUGGGUGAUUUCUUUUAUACAACGUAUCAUCUCUCACAAAAGAUAUAUUAAGAGUAAAAAAAACUUAUAGACAUUUCAUUGAGAGUGUUGCUCGUGUUGCUUUGGUGGGAAUUGCCUAACUCUGGGAGAAAAAGUUUGGGAUUUUUUUUAGUACUACGUGGGAAAAAAAUUGUGAGUACUAAAAGAUUAAAACAUGUUACAAAAAAUAUUAUCCUUAAUGUUAUUCAUUGCCAAAUGAAUGACUUUAUAUUUUUCCUGGCCAAUAGAACAUUAUAGAAGUGAAAAAUUUUUGUACUAAUUUUGGUUUUAGACCAAAAAUCUCUGGGGUAUCAAUUAAAUCGAACCGAUAGAUAUUAAAAUUUCAUCCAAAUAGGUGAUAGAUUUCCUGUUCCAUAGGAAUUCAAAUCUCCAUUAGGAACGAAUUUAAUUGGUCUAUUUAGUACAUAGCAUAUUUUGUUUGUGGAAGUCGUGAAAGUACUAAAAACCCAGUUUCAUAAUCUUCUAAUAAGAAAAUAAACAGAUUUUUCAAUUGAUUUUAGCAGAAUCUCUUUUUAUUUUGUUAUUGACCGUUGAUUAUUCAGUUGUACUAAAAAUUAGUACUAAACAAAUAUAGUAAAUGAUGUUGUCAAACAUAUUCAACAUUAAUAAAAGUGGUCUACCAGGAAAAGUCCAAGUGUGCUUCAAUGAAGGUUUAGUACUUUUAGUACACUUAGGAGUACUAAAGAGCUAUUUCAUUAAUAUUCAGGUACACUUUAAGCAGGUUUUAUAAAAAUACCUGCGUUAAGUUACAUAGAUUCUCAAUCUAAAGGACAAAUUUCUGGUAGCCAAAAUUGACAGGACUUUCUUUAUGAAUUUGACACAUGUCAAAUCUGACAUUUUCUCUCAGAUUUAGAAAAAGUUCCACUAUAAUUUUUACGUGUUUCACUGCACUUUUAUAAAAAAAGGAAAUAUAUAUAAAAAAUAAUUUCUAAAUGGAUCGCAGAAGGAAGAAUUUUAAAAUUCUUUCUUAGAUGUUAUAAAAACAAACAAUAAUCACACGUAUUAAGGAAUUAUAUGAAAAAUAAAUGUGACUCUUCAAUGAAAUGAUUAACCACCCGAAGAAAGAAUCGAUAUUAAUAUUCUUUCGUACUUCAACACAUUUUUAUAUUUUGGUUUUGCCCACAAAGAUUUAAAAAAAAAACAAGCAAACCACAAAACUUCGUGAGAAAGAAAUACAAUGCCUUUUUAUUAAAAAAAAAACAAUACACACACAUAAUAUAAAUUUAUUAAAUUACUAUAAGUGAGUGUAAUAUUGAUAAUUUUUUUCUUAAAUAAGGAAGUUUAUUGAAGUGAAGAAAAAAAAUAUUAAAGCUACCGUAAAAUCAACGUUAGAUGUUUAUAAAAUGAAUAAAAAUGAUUUUUUAGUUUUUAUCUCUUUUAUUUUUGUGAAAGUUUUUUAAAAAAUAAAAUAAUAAUAUUUCUCAUCCAUGUCUGGAGGAGCUUUUUAUCCUCCCAAAAAAAAAACAACAAAAGUUUUUCCAGCAUGGAAAUUGUUAGAAAUAUUUGCCCGAAUCUCAAUCCGUACUAAGAAAUAAAAGAAAAAGAAAAAUAAUUUAAUUGUGAAGAAAAUCUGCGUGGAAAAAGCUUAAACAUAAAAGGAAAAAUUGUAUAGAAAUUGGUUAUUUAAAAGAAAUUUAAAAAGAAAAAUCUGUGGGUGUGUCGAUGAAACUCAAAAAGAAGAAAAAAAAUAAAUUAUCAUCUCAAACAUUGCAUAAGAAUGAUGAAAGAAAGAAAAAUCUUAAUCAGCUAAUUGAAAUGUGACCAAGCGUAAAAAUUAUUACUAUAAAAGUAUAUAGAGUAAUUAAGAGAAUGAAAAACAUAAGCUUAAUGAUUAAAAAAAAAGGCAUACUUAAGAACUUAUUACUGUAAUUUGUGUGUUAUGGAGAAAAACAGAAAAGCAGAAAUGGAAACAUGAGAGAUUUUCCUCAUUAAUUCACAGAGAAAAAGAGAAAAAGAGAGAAAAACAACAACAUUGAUAAGAUUUCUUAUUUUUAUUCUCUCUUAUCUCAAGAAAAUUUUAAAAAGUUUUAUGAAGGAGAAAAAAAUUUGAUAAAUUGGCUAAAAAAAAUAAAGAAUUGGGUUAAGGUUCUUGUCUCGAGAUAGACAGUUUGAAUUAAACGAAAACAUAAAGCAUAUUUUUUAAAGAAUGAAAAAAAAUUUGAUAGAUUUUUGCAUGGAAUUUCUUUUGCAAUGUAUUAGCUGCAGAUCGAUGUGAACUUUUUCGUCUUACAGUGAGAUUUAAGGAAAGAAUAGAAAAUGCGGAAAAAAUUUGACAUUUCGCAUGAUUAGAAUCAUUUUUUGUGGAUGAGAGUGACGAGAAGAAUUAUGGUAAAAAAAAAACAAAACAAAAAACAAGUGUAAUACCACAUUUUAUUUAAUAAAAUUUAUUAACAGUUGGCUUCUUAAAUAAAA